Molecule: messenger RNA, 1010 nt
Organism: Calliphora vicina (urban bluebottle blowfly)
Lineage: Eukaryota; Metazoa; Arthropoda; Insecta; Diptera; Calliphoridae
Gene: Prosbeta2
Product: Proteasome beta2 subunit
Exons: 4
Coding region: 98-916 (272 amino acids)
Cellular component (GO): proteasome core complex
Molecular function (GO): threonine-type endopeptidase activity
Source: RefSeq, a predicted model, not a curated record
AAACAAAAAAUUGUGUUUUGUCAUUCCGCCGCUUGCAAAAUUAACAAUCGUCUGCAGAAAUUUUUAUUCUCACAAAUAAUUCUUAUUAAUAUAAAAAAUGCAACUUGAACUAACUAGAGACGUACCGAAAUCUGGUUUCAAUUUUGAAAAUUGCAAAAGAAAUUCUGAUCUUUUGAAGAAUGGAUUCCAACCUCCCAAGACUGUUAAAACAGGUACCACUAUUGCUGGAAUUGUCUUUAAGGAUGGUGUGAUUUUAGGGGCUGACACACGUGCCACCGAGGGACCUAUUGUCUCGGAUAAAAAUUGUUCAAAAAUUCAUUAUUUAGCCAAAAAUAUGUACUGUUGCGGAGCUGGUACAGCUGCUGAUACUGAAAUGACUACCGACAUGAUUGCUUCACAAUUAGAGUUGCAUCGCCUUAACACUGGUCGGCAAGUGCCUGUGGUUGCAGCAAACACUUUGUUGAAACAAAUGUUGUUCCGUUACCAGGGUCAUAUAAGUGCUGCCUUAGUAUUGGGAGGAGUUGACAAAACAGGCUCGUAUAUCUAUUCUAUUCAUCCCCAUGGUUCGACAGACAAAUUGCCUUACGUCACUAUGGGAUCCGGCAGUUUGGCUGCAAUGGCAGUAUUCGAAGCUCGCUGGAAGCCCGAUAUGAGUGAAGAAGAAGGCAAAAAGUUGGUACGUGAUGCUAUUGCUGCUGGUGUCUUCAAUGAUUUAGGUUCAGGUUCUAAUAUUGAUCUUUGUGUAAUUCGCAAGGAUUCUACUGAAUACUUGCGCAAUUAUGAAUUGGCCAACAAAAAGGGAGAAAGACAGCUAAAUUACUCUUUCAAAUUGGGAACAACUGCUAUUUUGGACACAAAGGUUAAGGAAUUUGACAUAACAGAAGAGGUUCACUUUGUACCAAUGGAAACGGCUUAAAUUUUAGUAUAUCUAUACAACAUUCAGAAAAAAAAUUUAUAAAAUUACUUUUUUCACAAUUUCUUUUAAAUAAAAAUGCUAUUCUUUGGAGGAA